CGGCUAGUCAGCAGCUUCUGAAAGUAACGUCUAACACGUCAUGUUUGACGAUGUUUAAAAGCAGAUUUUCAUCAUGGCGGACGAAAACAACUUGCAAAUUCGAAACCAAGAAGCUGCUAUAACUAGCAAAAGAGCCAGAGUUUUACAAUUUAUUGGACUUUUUAUUCCUCCUUCAGGGUUUUUUGGACAAACUUUGACUCGUGCUGUGAUUGUCAUCCUCAGCUGGGCAGUAUUAUGGUCCAUUCUUGGUGCUGAACUUCUACCAGGAGGCAACAUCUUCGGAAUUUUCAACGUGAUAGUGCUUGCCGCUUUAGGUGGCUUUAUGACCAGAAAAAUCUCUAAAGGCACCUUGCCUUCGCUACUAGGGAUGCUUGUUGUUGGAUUCAUUUUACGUAAUGUGCCAGGGAUCAAUGUAGCGCGCCAUAUUGACAAGAAAUGGUCAGCAACUUUGCGUAGUAUGGCGCUUGUUGUAAUUCUUACGCGAUCAGGUUUGGAACUGGACCCAGGAGCUUUGCGGCGGCUUAAAUUCACUGUAAUUCGCUUGGCUUUUUGCCCAUGUAUUGGAGAGGCCAUCACGGUUGCUGUUGUCGGUAAACUGUUAUUAAACAUGCCUUGGCUUUGGGGGUUUCAACUUGGGUUUGUUCUUGGUGCUGUCACACCAGCUGUUGUAGUUCCCCAGCUUCUCACUUUGCAGCAGAGAGGUUUUGGUGUUGAACAAGGAAUCCCCACUUUAGUUAUGGCUGCAUCAUCAUUUGAUGAUGUCAUUGCUAUAAGUUUGUUUGGAGUUUUUCUUGGAAUUGCAUUUUCAGAAGGAAACAUAGUGUUCAACAUCUUCAGAGGUCCUAUUGAGCUGUUAAUGGGUGCUGUAUUUGGAAGCUUGGUUGGAAUUUUGUGCUGGUUCUUACCAAACAAAUAUGAGCAAGACAGAUCACACAACAGAUUUGUGAUUCUCCUUGGCUGUGCCAUGUUCUCAGUGUUUGGUAGUAAUAUGGCUCAGUUUUCAGGAGCAGGAGCCCUUGGUGUUCUUGUUCUAGCUACAGUAGCAUCACAUGGUUGGGGAGACAUUGAGAAGGCUCCAAUUGCUGAUGCUAUGGCUGUAGUUUGGGAAUUCUUUCAGCCUCUGCUGUUUGGUUUAAUUGGUGCAGAAGUCAGUAUUGAAUACAUGGAUAGCACACUUAUUGGAAAAGCAUUUGGUUUACUCACCAUAGCAAUGAUAGUUAGACUGAUUGUAACAUUCUUUGUUGUAUCUGGAAACAAUCUCAGCAUAAGGGACAAGAUUUUUGUUGCUAUAGCUUGGUCUCCAAAAGCAACUGUGCAGGCUGCCAUUGGCUCAGUAUCACUGGAUAUUGCUAGGGAACGAGGUUUCACAGGAUUGCAUCAAGAGGAACUUGGAAUUCAGAUCUUAACCAUAGCUGUGCUGUCCAUUCUCCUCACUGCUCCAACUGGCGCAGUGGGAAUUGCCAUUUCUGGCCCUCGAUUGUUACGCAGUGCGGUAGAAACACAAGAGAUUGGGAGCAAAAGAGAAGUGGAACCAAUUCUUGAGGGACAGGGUGCAGGGUUUGAAGAAAUUAAUACUAAUGUGUAAUGUGGCUUUACAUUGAUCAGUACGGAGAAAAAAAAGAGCUAAGAAACAAUUAGUAAUGGAAGAGAGAAACAAACAAUGGGAGAGAGAGAGAGGAAAAGGGCUGUUUUUUUGCCACAUUGUGGUCUGGUCCUUCUACUCAAAGAACAAAAGGAAAGGUUGGGUAUUUAUGACUAUGUCAAUCCUUGGUCUGUAUCAAUUGUUUGAUAAUUUUGAUCAAAGAGAGUCUGGCAUCAUUGUGACAGCUUAUCACAAGGGCCUGAUGCAAUACAUGGGACUGGGACUGAGAAGGACAGAUUGGUAUCACUGGCAAUCUCUUAUUAAAAGAAAAAAUUGUUAUUGGGAUGUGGACAAAAAAAUUUAAGUUCUUAAUUUUACCUCCAAGAAUAGUGCGAUUUCUUUAACCAUCACGUUCCACAUCAGAGUUCUUUUAUUAUCACAGCACUCAUUGAUUGCAGGAGGAUUGUCAUGGAAGAAAACGUUAAAACUGUUUUCUUUUACAUAAUAUAGGGUACCAUGUAAUUUCCGAGAUUGGUUCUUGACCUAGAUUCAGUGCAACCCCCAUUGAAACUUUCCCUCCUCAGAGGGGGGGGAAGGGAGUUUGAUAUAUUUGUAAAGUGUUCUCAGUUGGGCAACAACUGAAUCCCGAAAGUCCUCAAAUUUGACUUCUUCAUGUCUUCCCAUUCCCCCUAGCCAGGUAGCCUACGUGUAAAGACUUCGACAUUGUCCUUUGAGACAAUUACAGACCAUUACAAGAUGUAGCAACUGAUGAUGGGGGUCUAUUAUUAUCUUACCCUACCAAAUUGAGAAAUCCUCCAUCCAAAGUGAAAACUUUUCUUUUUCGCCGUUGUCGCGAACUAUUAGGUUGUUGUACUUGUCAAUAGCAAGAUCAGUAGAGUUUUUUAGUUUGCUCAUCGCUGGAUCUUUUAGAGCCAAUAUCUUAGAAGAAAUCACCGUCAUUGUUGAACACUGUAAAAGUUACUGAAGUGGGUUUGUCGUUAUGUUUUUCAAAGUCAUACUCUUUGAUUAAUUUUCCAUUAGAACUGAAGAGCUGUACUCCAUAACGGUUAGAGUCUGUAACUGUAACAGCCUCGGUGACAUUACUGACUGCCAUACUUGAUUGAACCUCUGGUACCCGAACUGGUAGGCUGACUCAUACCAGUGUGGAGGCCCUUGGACACACCAAGGGCUGCUAGGUAGUGGUUGACCGUUUAAUGUGAUUCCUGUGCAAUAUUCCUUUGCUC
Pocillopora damicornis (cauliflower coral) is the source of this 2826-nucleotide messenger RNA. RefSeq names its product sodium/hydrogen exchanger 9B2. NCBI's taxonomy places the organism in Eukaryota, Metazoa, Cnidaria, Anthozoa, Scleractinia, Pocilloporidae. Gene Ontology annotation, molecular function: antiporter activity. The record is from RefSeq and is a predicted model, not a curated record. Gene Ontology annotation, cellular component: membrane. Gene Ontology annotation, biological process: proton transmembrane transport.